This is a messenger RNA of Haemorhous mexicanus (house finch), 2948 nucleotides long. RefSeq names its product forkhead box C2 (gene FOXC2). The record is from RefSeq and is a predicted model, not a curated record. Bases 553 to 2040 code for a protein of 495 amino acids. Lineage: Eukaryota; Metazoa; Chordata; Aves; Passeriformes; Fringillidae. Gene Ontology annotation, molecular function: DNA-binding transcription factor activity, RNA polymerase II-specific; RNA polymerase II cis-regulatory region sequence-specific DNA binding. The transcript has a single exon. Gene Ontology annotation, biological process: regulation of transcription by RNA polymerase II; cell differentiation; anatomical structure morphogenesis.
AGCUGCGCAGCGCGGCCGGGAGGGAGCUCGGCGGCGGCUCCCGCACCCCUCCGGGGGCUCCGCUACGCUUCGGGCCGCUCUUGUGACAAGGACUGGGCUUUCCGCAAGGCUGCUUUUUCGUCUUUUUCUUUUUAAUUUUUUUUUUCAAGUACCUUUUUUUUUUUUUAAUUCUUCCGUUUUGUUUUGGUUUUUUGUUUUGGUUUUUUUUUAAUUCCCUUUUCCUGCGAGAACAGGCCCCCCCCCCACCAUCAGCCCAGCUCCCCGCAGCAGCGCCCGCCGCGGGCCGUAGGCGUGUGUAGCAGAAUCACAGUCAUACAGAGGGAGGGAGAGGCCGGCAGAGACCACCCUGCCCCCGGCGACCCGGAGGAUGCCGCUGCGGUGCCGCUGCUAGAGGACACGCUGGGAUUUAGCUCGGCUCCGAGACUCUCUCUCUCUUUCUCUCCCGCUCUCUCCCUCUCUCCCUUCUCCGCGGAGGGGUCCCGGACGGGGGUGAGGCCCUUCCACCGUCCUCUUCUUCCUCCUCUCCUCCGCGGCCGCGGGCAGCCCCUCUCCAUGAUGCAGGCUCGCUACUCCGUCUCGGACCCCAACGCUUUGGGAGUGGUGCCGUAUUUAAGCGAGCAGAACUACUACCGGGCUGCCGGGACCUACGGCGGCAUGGGCAACCCCAUGAGCGUCUAUUCGGGCCACGCCGAGCAGUACGCGGCGGGCAUGGGGCGCUCCUACGGCCCCUACCACCCGCACCAACCCACCGCCCCCAAGGACCUGGUGAAGCCACCUUACAGCUACAUCGCCCUCAUUACCAUGGCCAUCCAGAACGCCCCCGACAAGAAGAUCACGCUCAAUGGGAUUUACCAGUUCAUCAUGGACCGCUUCCCUUUCUACCGAGAGAACAAGCAGGGCUGGCAGAACAGCAUCCGCCACAACCUCUCGCUCAACGAGUGCUUCGUCAAGGUGCCCCGCGACGACAAGAAGCCGGGCAAGGGCAGCUACUGGACCCUGGACCCCGACUCCUACAACAUGUUCGAGAACGGCAGCUUCCUGCGCCGCCGGAGACGCUUCAAGAAGAAGGAUGUCUCCAAGGAGAAAGAGGAGGCCCGGGAGCGGCUGCUGAAGGAGCAGCCCAAGCCCCCCGGGCUGCCCGGCGCCGACCUCCCCAAGGAAGCCUCCUCCUCCUCUUCCUCUUCCUCCGCCUCGGCGCCGGCCUCCGAGAAGAAGGUGGUGAUCAAGAGCGAGACGGCGUCUCCCGAGCUGCCCGUGAUCACCAAGGUGGAGACGCUGAGCCCGGCCAGCGGCGGGGCCCUGCGGGACAGCCCCCGCAGCGCCGCCUCGCCCCCCGCCGCCGCCGCCUCGCCGGACGCGGCGCUGCCCGAGCAUCACCCGGCCGGCAACGGGCUGCCGGGCUUCAGCGUGGAGAGCAUCAUGACCCUGCGGACUUCCCCCGCGGGCGAGCUGAGCCCGGUGAGUGCCGCCUCGGGCAGGACGGGCGGCGGGCUGGCGCUGGGCUACCCCGCGGGGCAGCCGUCGGGCUACGGCGCGGCGUGCAGCCAGGCGCUGGACACUAGUGGGAGCUACCACUGCAGCAUGCGGGCCAUGAGCCUCUACAGCGGCGACAGGCCCGCGCACAUGUGCGCUCCGCUGGAGGACGGGCUGGCCGAGCAUCCCACCGGCGCCCCGUCGCCGCUGGGCACGCUGAGCCUGCCCGCGGGGCAGGACGGAGCGCUGGGCACCGGGCAUCCCCACGGCGGCGGAGGAGGAGGAGGAGGGAGCGGAGGGGCGGCGGCGGGGGGACAGCCCGCGGCUUCUUGGUACCUGAACCACGGCGCUGAGCUGAGCCACCUGCCCGGGCACACUUUCGGCUCUCAGCAGCAGACUUUUCCCAACGUGCGGGAAAUGUUCACGUCGCACCGGCUGGGCAUGGAGAGCGCGGCGCUGAGCGAGCACCAGGUGAGCAGCAACUCCGCCUGUCAGAUCCCCUACAGAUCCGCGCCCUCCCUAUAUCGCCACGCCGCCCCCUACUCCUACGACUGCACUAAGUACUGAGUAGCCGCCAGUAACCCCCGCUUAGGCCCGUUUAAAAAAAUAAAAUUAUUAUUAUUAAUAAUAAUUAUUAAAAAAAAAAAAGAUCGGGAGAAAUAAACCCACGGCAAUAAAACCAAAUCUGACAGCUUCCCCGUGGACUUUGCGGCCACAGAGUUUGAAGAUCCCAAAAAGCCUCGGUUUUGGGCUUCCUUAAAUUUCGGACAAGUAGAUUUUACUUGAAAAAAAAGGGGGAUCUUUCAUUUGAAAAAGAAAAAAAAAAAAAAGAAAGAAAAGGUUAAAAAAAUUAUAUAUAUAUAUGUCUAUCUAAAAGUGGCAAAUUUUAUAUGCUAAAGUAUAGGGGGUCUCAGAAAAAUAAGUUAUGGACCAAUAUCACAACGACCAUUUAUACGUUUUAAAAGGAAAAAAAAAAAGUUUAUAAAUAUAUAUAUAAAUAUAUGUCCUGGGUAUUUUUUGAGUUCUCUGUUGUGCUGUAAAAAAUAUGUGGAUUUCUAAUCAGGCUGAUUUUCAGAGCCAUUAAUAUAAUAUUUAAAGUUGAGUUCACUGGAUUAUUUUUGUCUCGCCCAACGGUUCCUAACUUCCAAAUUCAUGACAAGUGAUUUCUUCUUCUUUUUCUUCUGUGUACAAUUAUGCAAUAGAUUUUCUUUCGUUUUAGAGCUGUUCUUUUUGCAAGACGAGGAAAUAAUUUAUUUUUUGCUGGUGGAUUUUUUUUUUAAGGAAAAAAAAAUAGACAAAGUAUCUGAUACUUUUUUAUUAUUAUUUACGACGUGUGAUGUUUUGUAUAAUAGAUUUCACCUUUACCAUUCCUAAGGACUAUUUGCUUUAACCUGCUUCAAAGUUCGUUUGUUUUAUGUGGUCCUAAUUGUUGUACUUACCUUAAAAUAAAUCCAUGCUGGUUUUUUCUGCUCCAA